This is a messenger RNA of Oxyura jamaicensis (ruddy duck), 1826 nucleotides long. RefSeq names its product post-GPI attachment to proteins GalNAc transferase 4 (gene PGAP4). The record is from RefSeq and is a predicted model, not a curated record. Gene Ontology annotation, cellular component: Golgi membrane. Gene Ontology annotation, biological process: GPI anchor biosynthetic process. Gene Ontology annotation, molecular function: glycosyltransferase activity. Lineage: Eukaryota; Metazoa; Chordata; Aves; Anseriformes; Anatidae. Bases 491 to 1678 code for a protein of 395 amino acids. The transcript has 2 exons.
GCAGGAGGAGGGGACCCCUGCUGCGGGGCAGUUUUCCCCCGCCCGGGGACUUCGGUUUUCCGUUCACACGCCUUUCUGUGCCGCUUCGCUUUGCCCCCCCCGCCCCCCCGUCUUUCCCCUCUUUCUGAGCAUCUCUGUGCCGGCGCAAUCACAUGUUUGGGCACAGAUGCCUUUAAUCCCACCCUCACUUGCCCGAGAGGGAGGAGAGGAGGGAGGAAGGAAUAAAAAAAAAUUAAAAAAAUAUAUAUAUAAAAAAAAAAAAAAAAGGAAAAAUAAAUUGCUGGAGCAAAAUGAGCAACAAGCGGAGCGGCGGGGAGCGGGGCCGGACGGCUGCCUCUGGCGGGGGAAGGGUAAUUAAUGAAUGAAUUAAUUGGAAGAAAAACUUUGGCAGCCACUGCUGCAGUGAUGUCUUGCAACCCAAAUAAGAGUCAGUGGAAGUGAAGGAGAGAAGGCAUGAAUAGAGCAGGAGUGCCCCCCUUCUGCAGCAGCGAUGUUACACCAUGCCUGGCAGCUCUAUGGGAGGUGGUGCCGUUGGUCCAGUCCUUUUGUCCACCUCCUCACGCUGACUGUAGUGACAUUCGGUGUGCUGGCUCCUUUGAUUUGUCACCGGCUCCUCCACUCCUAUUUUUAUUUGUGGCACUGGCACCUGAAUCCCAUGAGCCAGGAGUUCCUGAAGCAGAACCAGCAGGAGGGCCAGGCUGCCCUCCAUUACUUUGAGAAGCUGCCGAUACCAAACAUCUCCAAGACCUCUGGCAGCGAGACCUUCCAGCCCUUGUUACUGGUCACCAUUGUCACUGUGCAGAGGAGGAAUGAUUUCCACUACGUCUUGCAGGUGGCCUCCCGCUUCCACCACCUCCUCCAGCAAUGUGGUGCACGCUGCCAGAGCCACCGUGUCCUCCUCUGUAAUGUGGAGUCAGACCCCAGCCGCCACCAGGAUGUCAGGCUGCUGAGCAGCUUCUUUCCGAUGGUCAGUCGUGACAAAACUGGGGAGGACCCUUACCCUGGAUUGAACCAGUUUGAGAAGGAGAAGCAGGACUACGUCUUCUGCCUUGAGCAGUCGCUCUUGGCAUAUAACCCAGAAUAUGUCCUGGUAGUGGAAGAUGAUGCUGUGCCAGAGGACGAGAUAUUCCCUGUCUUGCAGCACCUCUUGUUGGACCGAUUCUCCAAACCAUACCUCAGAGAUGCACUCUACUUCAAGCUUUACCAUCCUGAGAGGCUUCAGCACUAUGUCAACCCCGAGCCCAUGCGAAUCCUUGAGUGGCUGGGCCUGGGCAUGUUUCUGGGGCCUGUGUUGAACUGUGGGUACUCCUGGGCAACUGGUCGCCCAGGCCUGAGCUGGCCCAUCAUCUUGUUCUUUGCUUUGUACACCAUGGCUUUGUCAGAGCUGGUGGGACGGCACUACUUGCUGGAGCUGCGUCGGCUGGCCCCCAUGCUGUAUAACGUUGUGCCAGUCACUGAGUGCUGCACGCCUGCCAUGCUCUUCUCUGCUCCUUCUGCCCAGCGUGCCUUAGGAUACCUGAAGGGGCUGCACUGCCGCCAGGGUUUUGCGAAGGAUAUCGCCCUCUACUCGCUGCUGCGCACUAAGGGGGAGAAUGCCUAUGUGGUGGAACCCAAUCUAGUGCGGCACGUGGGAAUGUAUUCCAGCCUUCGGCUAAACGACAACCCCAAACUGCUGUGAUGGGUUCACACCUUUCAUGACACAAAGCCCUAAGAGCCCUUGCCUCCGGGCUGAAAGAUGCUGUGCAAGCUCAGAUACUGUGCCACUCACGACAAACAUCAAGUGUCUCCAAGUGGCCAAAGAACACACCUCUAUUGCACAAAAAAAA